This is a messenger RNA of Elgaria multicarinata webbii, 4000 nucleotides long. RefSeq names its product NFKB inhibitor beta (gene NFKBIB). The record is from RefSeq and is a predicted model, not a curated record. The transcript is spliced from 6 exons. Bases 126 to 1244 code for a protein of 372 amino acids. Gene Ontology annotation, molecular function: protein binding. Gene Ontology annotation, biological process: cellular response to lipopolysaccharide. NCBI's taxonomy places the organism in Eukaryota, Metazoa, Chordata, Lepidosauria, Squamata, Anguidae.
GGGGAUUCCCCAGGUCGCUCGAUGGCAGCCGCGGCAGGAGCAGCGGCUUGAGCAUCCGCGGAGACCGGGCCGCUCCGCCUGGGCUUCCUUAUGGAAGGGGCGGUGUUGUAGGCCCUCCCUCAGCCAUGGCCGCCUUACAGGGCCAGGUGGCCCACUGCGGGCCUAGAGAGCCCAAGCGGGGGGACGCCGACGACUGGUGCGACAGCGGGCUGGGCUCCCUCAGCGAGGCCCAGCUGAGCCUGAUCCGGGAAGGCGGGGGCCUGGUUGCCCAGGGCGACGCAGAGAUGGGGCCUGGAGGCCUCGCCGUGACCUCUGACCCCGGGCCCUCGGGCCCCGGUGGCCCCCAGAAGGCCCUGCUGGAGGAGGAGGGGGACGAUUUCGAGCGCCUGGACUCGGCUCUUGGGGACUCCCUGAGAGGCGACGAGGAGGACGUGGGGGCCCUUGUGGAAGGCGUGGGGGCCGUGCACCUCGAGAACCAGGGGCCGGCGGUGGCCCCCGAGGCCUGGCUGCACCAUGUGCUGGGCUUCGUGACCGAGGAUGGCGACACAGCUCUGCACUUGGCUGUCAUCCAUGAACACGAGGCCUUCCUGGAUUCCAUCCUGCAGUACACCCAAGGAACGGAUUACCUGGAUGUACAGAAUGACCUUGGACAGACAGCGCUCCACAUCGCCGUCAUCCUUGGCGCGUCGGAUUUCGUCGGCAAACUCGUGUCGGCGGGAGCAGGGCUGUGCGUGCAAGAGAAGGGGGGUCACACGGCGCUGCAUUUGGCGUGCCGGGAAGGACAGCGUGACUGUGCCCAGCGGCUCCUGGCUCUGCCCAUGGGGCAAAGGCCCUGUGAGAGGAACGGCUCCCGGGCCCAGCUGGAUUGCGCCAAUUAUGACGGCUACACGCCCCUUCACAUUGCUGUAUUGCGUAAAGAUGUGGACAUGGUCAGUCUCUUAAUCUCUGCGGGAUCUGAUCUCAAUAAACCGGAGCUGAGUUGCGGCCGGAGCCCUCUUCACCUAGCCGUGGAGUCGCAGAACCCCGAGGUGGUGGAGUACCUGUUGCGGGCCGGGGCUGACCCGGAAGCCCGCAUGUACGUUGGCUACACCCCCAUGUACAGCGCCGUGCACCGGCCUGACCAAAAAAUCCCACAGCUGUUGCGGGAGUUUGGCUCCGAGGAGCCCGACUGGGAUUCGGAGGAGAGCCUGGACAGCAACAGCGAGGAGGAGUACGACGACAUCGUCAUCAACCGCGGGCGUUAGGCGGCCGGGCGAGGAGCCCGCUCCGCCCCUCUGGCCGCCAUCCGUUACACAUGGCUCUCCUGCGGCCGCCAGCCAUGAGUUCUGUAGCAACUGCAUCUUCACUGUGAGCUAGACCUGACUUAUUUAUAAGGGCCGAAGGGCAGCUGUGUUGUAUCCGGCAGAGAGCAGCUCCCAGGGACCCAUUCCGACAUAUCCCCUCCCCCUAGUCCAUCGUCGGUUUGUUUUCCUGUCUGUUUGCAAAGUUUUAGUAACUUUAUUUCUUUUCUUUUAUGUUUGAUGUCCAAAAUUAAACAUGUGCGUUGCGGGGGGAACCUGGUAUAGCUGCCCUUUGCCUCUCUGAAACGAGCAUCCAGUAGGUCUGGAUUCUGCGCCUCCGCCCACCCACCCCCGGCCCGAUUCCUCUCCGAUUGCAGCGCGCCUCCUCUCAGCCGUCCUAGUGGAGCUGAGGCCAUCAACUUCUAGGCCCCGCCUCCCCAGCCGGGUGUCCUCCAGACGUUUUCGGUGACCGCUCCCACAAUCCCGGGCUGCUGGGAGUUGAAGUCCAAAACGGCUGAAGGGCACCAGGUUGGAGAACGCUGUUCUAGGCCCAAGGGGUGGAUGUUUAUGGCCCCUACCUAACUUGUUCUUACUCUAUGUUAGCAGGGCUUUCGGGCCCAAGUGAGCAUUCAUUCACACCAGAUGUAACUGAGUGUGAAACUGACACAGACACCCCCCUCUGACAUCAAAGCUUCAAGCAGAGGCAGGCGAUUGUGGUCCGUCACCUGCUUUGGCCUACAACUACCUUCAGCCCUGGCCAGCAUAGCCACUGUAGAGGGAUCAUGGGAGUUGUAGGCCUGAACCUCUGGAGGACCAAACGUUGCCUACUCCUGCUUGGCAGGCCGGCCCUACCCUUUGUACCUGAGCCUCUGCUUCCUCCUCUCCCGAUGUCUUGAAGUCUGCUAACCCUCCCUUUCAAGGCUUCUCUUCUGCCUCCACAGGUUAAGCAGGGUUUGAGUUGGGAAGAGGUGAGCCCAAAAGAAGUGGAGGGGGGUGGGUUUGAGAGGGAGGUGGCAAUUCUCCCCCAGUUCAUGGGCCAAGCGUGUGGAGUGGAAGGCCUCCGUCCCUAGGAAGGCUACGCGCCCCCCCCCUCCCUUCCUUGGCAAACCAGCAGGCCACUUCCACUUCCAGGCCCGGUGGACCAUCUGCAAAGCCCUCCUAGAAGUGGGCCACGGUUUUGUCCUGAGCAGUGCUGCCCAGGAAGGCGUGAUGCAGAGCCCAGGGUCGACGCCAGAUGUCUGGGUGUUGCGUUUCCGCGGACCCCCGCCUAGGCUCCCCUCCGCUUCAUCCCGCCAUCCUCCCCCUUCCUGCCACACAUCCAACUGCCUGGGGCCCGAUGGGGUUGCUUCCAGGGCUGCGGAAGAAGCCCUCUUUGGUUGUCUAGCAACACAGGACAAGCUCCCACCCACUUCUGGAUUUGUGUGUGGGGGGGAGGGGGUUGGGUUGCCAUCCUGGAGCUGAGGAAAGGCUAGCGUGGUGCAUGGCCCUGUGCUGCUGAUUCCCAUGGGGGGUGGGGGGAAGUCCCUCGGUUGCCAUGUCUGGUUUUAGGACGUCUGUUUCUGUCGGGAGUAUGGAAGGCAGCCGCUGUUUAGGUGGUGCGGCUUCCUCUUGUUCUCUCCAGGCCAAGAGGGUGUCCCAGGUGGAAUAUGGCAACCCAUUGGGGGUGGAGGGGGGCGGGGGCUCCAACUCUCAGGCAGCUGAAAUGGGCGGUCUUCUACCAGCCGGACUGUGAGGACUGACGCACCCAGUGCUCCAAGCCUGGGCCAAGACCUUUCUUGCAGAAGCAGCUCCUCCAUCCUGACAUCCUCCCUCCAUUCCACACGUUCUCAACUCGAAGGGGAAAUAGCCGUGGGGGAGGGGGGGGUCAUGUCCUCCCCCCGUCCUUUGUGGCUUCCUUUUCUAGACUUGAGGAAUAACCAGACAUCUGAAGUUCAACUUCCUCUCUCCACCGGGGUUCCGUCUCGGAAUAGCGCAGAGGCGGGCAGCGCCCGAGGGACGGCUUUCCUCCCCUGGAACCUGCUACAGGGGCCGUUCCCCAAUCCUGCUACUGCAGCGGCCAGAACCGCAGGGCAAAACUGUGGGGCACGGGCUUUGGUUUCUUUUGUUUGUGAACUGCCCAGAGAGCUUCGGCUAUUGGGCGGUAUAAAAAUGUAAUGAAUAAAUAAGCUGAACCCCUUUCCUUGGAGGGCGAUUCUCCUCGGAAGCAAGGGCAGGCCCACAGAAAAUGGCUAGGGGCCACGACCCACCUGGCCCCUGUGUUUCUCACCCCGGCAGAGCCUACGUCUUCAUCAGGUUCAUCCUCCAGCUCUCUCUCUGCCCCAUUCGCGCCAAGUUGUGUCGCCAUCGAUGCCAUCUGCAGCUUUCUCAUUCAGUGUGAGAAGCUCUUUUUUGCAGUUGCAGAAUCCACGGGCCUUGGAGCUGCUAUUUAAAUCCCUCCCUCUCUAUAUAUACAUACGCUGUGUGUUUUCAGCAAAGGGGAGGAAGCCGUCACACACGGCGGCACACAAACUUUGGAUUCCUCCGUGUCCCCCUCCCGCCUCAAGGCGUGGCGUUCUCCCCUCUCGCAGGGCUCAUUGUUUUGAAGCUGCAAUGUGGUUUCCUGUGACCUGUUGUUUUAAAUCCACCGCUCUGCUGUCUUCCUUUCUUCCCUCCUGCCUCUUUGUGAUUAUCAUACUAUGUAGGUCUCUCCGACCAGAUUAAAAUAAAAUAAAAGCUGUGGA